AUGGAUAAAUAUCUAAUAAUUUCGAAGAAGGCAAGUUCAAGUAAACGAACAAUUCAAGAAGUAGAUGAUGACACUGCACAUGACGUUGGUUCCAAUCAAAAUAUAGAAACACCAGAACAUACAUCACUUGAAACCUUACAAAAAUCAUAUUUGUUUAAUGGACAGUUCUUUACUAUUAUACAUUGCGACGGACUUAAGUUAAUAGCACAAUGCAAAAACUGUUCAAAAGUAAUUCAUGGUCAAAAAAUGUCAACUGGAAAUUUCCUAAGCCACUUAAAACAUAAACAUAAAGUAUUAUUACAUCAAGUAGAAGAGGCUCGAAGCAAUGCUAAACUUUCAAAUAAAACAAAUGUAUUUACCCGACCAACCAAAAAACUUACAAAACAACAGAUAAAUAAAGUAGUGUUUGAUUAUAUCAUUGAUGAAAUGAAGCCUCUGGUUACAUGCGAAAAACCUUCUUUUCAAAAGCUAAUCAUGGAAUUGUCUGGAAUUACUGAUACUGCUUUAUUACCAAAUAGAAAACAGUUAGCAAGUGAUUUAAAAGAAAGAUAUACAACAUACAAAAUUACACUUUCAGAAUUAGUAAAAAAACACUUAUAUAUUUGUAUCACUGCCGACAUCUGGACUGCCAAUAAUAAAAGUUUCAUGGGUAUGACAUGUCAUUUUAUUGAUAAUGAAUCUUAUGCAAGUCGUCACUCCUAUGUUCUUGGAUGUAGGAGAAUGAAAGGUACACAUGGUUUCUUAAAUAUUGCUAAAGUUAUUACAGAAAUAAUGGAAACAUACAAUUUAAAUAAUUCUAAAAUCACACAUAUAGUAACAGAUAAUGCUACCAACUUUGGAAAAUGUUUUCGUAUUUUUUCAAAUGUAUUAGAACAGUCAAAUGAAUAUGAUGUUGGAAAUUUUAAUAUUGAUGAUUCAGAUACUGAGUGUGCAAUCGAUUAUGAUCACGACUCUGAAAGUGAUAAUGAAAACAAUUAUCCUGAUAUUGAAAGAAUUAAUGUUGGUUCAGUGUUAACCAACUAUUACAAAACUAAUGAACAUAAAAACUAUAAUCAUUUUUGUUUACCACAACACAUGACUUGUAUAGCACAUUCUUUAAAUUUGAUAGCCACCACAGAUAUUUCCAAAAUUUCUGAUGAAAAUUAUAAUCGAUUAUCUAAAACUACUUUUAACAAGGUACAAGCUUUUUGGAAUCUGGUUAGUAGAAGUUCAGUAGCUUCAGAUAAAGUUUAUGAAUAUUGCAGCUGUAAGUUUCCAAUUCCAGUUAUUACUAGAUGGAACUCUAAAUAUGAUGCUACUCAAAAAGUAUUAUUACAUAAAAAGAAAUUGGAUAUCAUAUUUGAUGUAUUGAAGUUAAAUAAACUCAAACCUAAUGAGUGGUUAUUUUUGGAAGAAUACUGCCUUUUGUUGAAACCAUUAUCAAAUUCGUUGGACAAGUUACAAGGAGAAAAAAAUAGUUAUCUUGGUUAUGUUGCUCCUACGUUAAUAGUCUUGAGAAAAUUGUUAAUUCAGUCAAGUAAUGUAAAAUACUGCAAACCAUUAGCUUCAGCAUUAAUUAGUUCUCUAGAAAAAAGAUUCAACUACAUUUAUGAUUUAAGUAAUGCAAAAAGCAAGAAUUUUAUUGUUGCCUCAAUAAGUCAUCCGAAGUUUAAAAUGAGUUGGGUCCCAGUACGAUAUAUAAGCUUAUGUAAAGAAUUAUUUUUAAAUGAAUGCAAUAUAUUUAAAGAUGAAAAUUCUAUAUCUGAGUCUGCAUCUGAUAAUGCAGACAGUGAUACUAGUGAUGAAUUCUAUAGUAAUUUAACUGGACAUUUAACCACAUCUUUUCAUCCGCCUGCGCAAGAUAGUGAUUCAGCUGAAAUUGAUACAAGUGUUUCAAAUACAGCUGGUGUUGAAGCAUUAACAUAUCUUAACUCAAAAAAAAAAGAACUUAUGUCACUUAAUGAUGUUCCAAUUGUCAAACAAGUAUUUCUUAAGUAUAACACAACCUUACCAUCGUCAGCUCCGGUUGAAAGACUGUUUAGUAAGGCCAUACAGGUGUUAACUCCUAGACGUAAUCGUCUUAGUGAUGAUGUUUUUGAAAUGCUUUUAUGUUGUAAGUCUACUGAAUGAUUUUUUUUCUUCAAAUAAGUAGAGGAAACUUAUUAAAUUAUGUUAAAUUAUGUUAAAUUAAUAAAUAAAUUGCAGUAAUAGUAACAUGUAACAAUGUUAACCUAUGUUAAA
This is a messenger RNA of Metopolophium dirhodum (rose-grain aphid), 2220 nucleotides long. RefSeq lists its product as uncharacterized. The record is from RefSeq and is a predicted model, not a curated record. The transcript has 3 exons. The coding region runs from base 1 to 2109 and encodes 702 amino acids. NCBI's taxonomy places the organism in Eukaryota, Metazoa, Arthropoda, Insecta, Hemiptera, Aphididae. Gene Ontology annotation, molecular function: protein dimerization activity.